GUCUUCAUCUUUUGAUCUUCCAAAUCCCUAGUUUUCUUCCUUCUUCUACUCCCACCAUGGCAUUGCCAUCAUCAUCACUCAUGGAGAAUCUCAUCAUCGAAGAGAGAGAAGAAUUGAUGGUUUCUUCUGAUGACAACGGCGGCAAAGCCCGUUGCUUGAGAAAAGCCCAUUUCCUUAAACCCUUCUCUACCUCCAUUGAUGGCUCUGUUACUGUAGCCAAGCUUCCCCGUCACGAAGAUCAACGUCGCUCUGAUACUUCUCUGCAGCUAGAGACUUCAAGAGAUUUCUUCUCUGGGUUUUGGUUCGCAGAGCGUCAUUUCGUAUCUUGGCUUGGAAAAAUGGAAGCUUUGUAUAAACCCAUUUGGAAAAAAGCUGGGAUUUUUGAAGCAAUCAAGGCAUCUACUUACAAUAUCACGAAAAGCCCGUCUCUGAUCUUCUCCGUUUCCGAGAAAUGGUGUUCCGAUACCAAAUCUUUCAUCUUCCCAUGGGGUGAAGCUACGAUUACGUUAGAGGAUGUUACGGUGCUUCUAGGGUUUUCUGUUUUGGGUUCCCCUGCUUUUGCUCCUUUACAAACCUCAGAGAUGAGAGCUUCCGCAGCGAAACUUGAGAAAUUUAGACUAAAGAAAGCUAUCAGAGGUGAGAGAGUGAGCUUAAGAUCAUGGAAAUCGAUCUUCUUUGGUAGAGGUGAUCAGAUGGAGCAUGAAGCUUUUCUUGUUCUGUGGCUUUCGUUUUUCGUUUUCCCAGCUAGAUCUCGUCGUUGUAUCUCCAAACAUGUUAUACCAAUCGCUGUUCGUUUAGCUAGAGGUGAAAGGAUUGCUCUUGCCCCUACUGUUCUCGCUGCUCUGUACAAAGAUUUGGGUCAACUCAGUGAUUUCGUUAGAGGCAAAUGUGUUGGCAAAGUUAAUCUCAGGUCUCUCUUUAAGUUAGUCCAAGUUUGGGCGUGGGAGAGAUUCAGGAACAUAAGACCAAUGCCUAGAGAUAUACCCAAAGGUGAACCUAGGAUAGCUCAGUGGGACAGUCUUUCACAAGGAUCUAAGGAAGUAAAGCAAAGGAGAAGAAGGCAAUGAUCGAUGAUGCAACCAAGGAAUCAGAGUCUUGGCUACAUGAAGAUAGAGAAAUGAAGAAAAGAUGCGUUGGAAAAUUUACCAGUGAAGUUAAAAUGGAAGAUGUUGAUGAAAGAUUGAGGCAGAGAAAGCUUGCAAUAGAAGGGAUAGCAUUGGAGCUGGAGACUCGUAUUAUCAAGGUGCAGAAGAGUUUGGCAAAGAUUAGAAAUUGGAAAACCAGAGGAAACCAGACCAUAAAUGGAGCUUCUGCUUAGCUAGUUUAUGGCAUUUGAUCCGAAACAUCUCAGGAAAAUCACUCUCUGGAGUCAACUUUUGUAUAGUCGAUUAUUAGAGGUAAAGUUGGUAAGCUUUCAAAGAAAGACCUGUGUCAGAUAGUCUCAGAUAACAAUAUCUUCCACAAGCACAUUGCAAACUACA
Messenger RNA from Camelina sativa (false flax), 1481 nucleotides. RefSeq lists its product as uncharacterized. Gene Ontology annotation, biological process: meristem development; meristem maintenance. The record is from RefSeq and is a predicted model, not a curated record. NCBI's taxonomy places the organism in Eukaryota, Viridiplantae, Streptophyta, Magnoliopsida, Brassicales, Brassicaceae.